AUGCCGCUGCGGCUGCGUCUCACCGUCUCACCGCUCCCGAUGGGAAGCCCGGCUUUGCAAGCGAAAGCUCGAAGCACUUCGGUUUCGGGCACUUCGGCCUCUGAGGACCAGGAGUUGACGAUGCUAGCCGGGCAUCUCCGGCAGGCUCUGGAUCUGGGCAUCGGGCCUUCACCUCCAAUGGCCGAGAGCAUGUACGCCAGCAAGGGGCUUCCACUUCCCUCGCAGCCAGGCCUGCGGCGUCCAAACGUGGACUCCUUGGCUGCGGAGGCCUUGGACCAGGUCGAGGCCGCCGAGGCUUUGGGCGAUUCUGAUCCGCCUGUCGCUCAAUCGGGGAAGAGCAGCGGUUCUGGAUAUGCGGAUGUUGAGAAAGCAAACAUGCGGACUGCGAUGCUCAGUUUGAGCGCAGACAUCUGUGCCGGUGGUUUGGCUCCAGAGUGCAAGGCCGGAUGGAUGCGCUCGGCAAUGCUACCGUUGGCACCGAGUCCAGGAGCACCUGAGCCUCUGGCCGCUCCGGCCGCUCAGCCGACCUGUGGCACCCAGGACAGUACAACCAUGACGAGACCUCUCAUCGAAAGCCUGGACAAAGAAGAUGUGGAGCAUUUGAGAAGGCUUCGCCAAUUCUCGGACUCAGACCUACGCCAACUUUGCGCAGGUGAAGUGGCAGGGAAAACAGCAAGAGAGCGUGCCUUCAUCAGAUCGGCAAUGCUGCCCCUGUCCACGACGGGCCAUGGCAAUGGCGAGGUGGAGGGCUGUUUUCCCGUUUUCGUGCACAUCUAUGAUGUGACACAAGAAGUUGGUAUACGGCGUCUGAACAAGGUCUUGGCGAACAAGCGUUUGCCCGUGAAGUUUGGAGGCGUAUUCCACGCAGGUGUGGAGGUGUACUUCCUCGGAGCCGGCGGCCUUCCCGACGUGCCCGACAUGCAAGGGAUGAACUUUCGGGAAGUACAGAGAUGGCUCUGUUCAGAGAGGGCACCGGCCCGGAAGCAUUUUGAGGAUGGCAUCGCCUCCAAGCCACCUAUGGGCUACAAUUCCUGGAAUGACUUGGAGUGCCGGCCAUCGGAGGCGAAGCUUAAGGACAAGAUCGAGCACGUGGGCCUGCUGGCGCUGGGAUACGAGUACAUCGUUGUCGACGACUGUCCUUUUGGUUGCACUGCAGAGCCGGAUGUUGAGUCGCCAAACUCUCCAGCCUUUCCACUGAGCCGAUAUGAAGUACCUCCACCAGUGCACGUGCCAAAUCACAUCCCGCGCCCUUCCUACGCCGAUCACCCGCGAGGGAUCCCACGAGCCUUGAAGCCGGAAGAAUACGCCGAACGAAAAUCACCUGCCAUGAUUAGCAAGAUGCGAAGUGCUUGUGGUCUUGCAGCAGAAGCCUUGGUUGUGGCCUGCGAUGCCGCAAAGGAGGGGGUGACAACCGACGAGGUUGACCGCAAGACCAGCGAGUUCAUCGUCUCCCGCGGUGGUUAUCCGGUGGGAAUCAACUACUAUGGAUUCCCCCGCGGCCUUUGCGCUUCGCCAAAUGAGGUGGCCCUGCAUGGAGUGCCGAAUACCCGGCCGUUGGAAAAUGGGGAUAUCGUCAACUUUGACGUCACCGUCUUCCUGGAUGGAGCUUAUGGCGACUGCUCCGCCAUGGCCUGCAUUGGUGAAUUGGAACAUAAUGCAUACUGCUUGGUAAGAGAUACAAGGAUGUGCCUGGAGGAAGUCAUCAAGAAGGUAGGGCCCGGAAUCAAGUUGAAUCAGAUUGGGCAUUGGUGUCAGAGCCUUGGCAAAAGCAAAGGCCUCAACACAGUGCGAGAAUUCUGCGGCCAUUUCAUUGGGAGCGAGCUACACAUGCAGCCGAAUGUCAGCCAUGUGCAGAAUUCUCUUGAUCUGGAGCUUCUACCAGGCAUGACCUUCACCAUUGAGCCCAUCUACAUUGAGGGUCGUGAUGCCACGAUCCGACCAGCAUUGGAGGAUGGCUGGACCAUCCUGACAAAGAGAGGCGACUGGGCGGCCCAAUGGGAGCACACAAUUCUCAUCACCGAUCACGGUGCGGAGAUUCUCACACAAGCGCUGUAG
Symbiodinium necroappetens is the source of this 2055-nucleotide messenger RNA. Lineage: Eukaryota; Dinophyceae; Suessiales; Symbiodiniaceae. The record is from the annotation of a GenBank genome assembly.